Molecule: messenger RNA, 1851 nt
Organism: Arthroderma uncinatum
Lineage: Eukaryota; Fungi; Ascomycota; Eurotiomycetes; Onygenales; Arthrodermataceae
Product: carboxypeptidase S1
Exons: 2
Coding region: 1-1851 (616 amino acids)
Biological process (GO): proteolysis
Cellular component (GO): fungal-type vacuole
Molecular function (GO): serine-type carboxypeptidase activity
Source: RefSeq, a predicted model, not a curated record
AUGCUUCCCCCGCUCCCCAGGUCCUCGCGGAAUGACAUCUGUGAAGCCACCGAGGGAGUAAGAUCGUUCACUGGCCAUGUUCACUUACCUCCGAACAACAACGACUUUGGUGUCUACCAAAACUAUUCUAUCAACACCUUCUUUUGGUUCUUCGAGGCUCGAGAAGAUCCCAAGAAUGCUCCUCUCUCCAUCUGGCUAAACGGUGGUCCAGGAUCUUCUUCCAUGAUUGGUCUUUUCCAGGAGAAUGGGCCUUGCAUGGUUAACGAUGAUUCUAACUCCACAUACAACAACCCAUACUCGUGGAACAACAAGGUGAACAUGCUUUACAUCGAUCAGCCAAACCAAGUCGGCUUCAGCUACGAUGUGGCCACCAACGUCACCGUCAAUGCUGUUACUGGUGAUGUGACCGUUGCCGAUUUUUCGAACGGCAUCCCUCAGCAAAACAAUACGCUCUUGGUCGGAACCUAUGGUAGCCAGGAUCGAUCUGCCACAGCAAACAAUACCCAGAACGCUGCUCGUUCUCUAUGGCACUUUGCCCAAGUUUGGUUCCAAGAAUUCCCCGAAUACAAGCCCAACAAUGACAAGAUUAGCAUCUGGACCGAGUCCUACGGAGGAAGAUAUGGCCCUGCCUUCUCCUCUUUCUUCCAGGAGCAGAAUGAAAGGAUCAGGAACCACACCAUCACACAGGAAGGUGAGAUGCAUAUUCUCAACCUUGAUACCGUUGGCAUCAUCAACGGCUGUGUUGAUCUCAUGGAGCAAGCAACGAGCUAUCCUGAAUUUGCAUACAACAACACGUAUGGAAUUAAGGCUUACAACCAGAGCCAAUACGAUGGGAUGCUGAACGAGUUCUAUCGAGCCGGUGGCUGCCGCGACCAGUUGAUCAAAUGUCGCGAAGUUGCUGCAGAAUAUGACCCUCACUUUUACAGCCACAAUGAAACUGUCAACAAAAUAUGUAACGACGCUGGUGACUUCUGCGGCUCAAAGCUUGAAGAUACCUAUGACAUUACCAAGCUAGGAUAUUACGACAUUGCCCACCCUGUCCGUGAUCCUUUCCCACCCCAGUUCUACAAGGGUUACCUGAGCCAAGCCCACGUUCUCUCUGACAUGGGAAUGCCAGUCAACUUUUCUCAAGCCUCUGACGCCGUCUGGAAAGCGUUCCACACCAUCGGUGACUAUGGCCGUAGUGACGCCCGUGGCUACAUCGACGAUCUUGCUUACCUCCUCGAAACCGGAGUUAAGGUUGCCCUCGUCUAUGGUGACAGAGACUACAUCUGUAACUGGCUCGGUGGUGAGAAGGUCAGUCUUGCUCUCAACUACACCGGUACGGAAAACUUCCACAAAGCAGGAUAUGCCGACGUCCAAGUCAACGGUUCCUACGUUGGUGGUCAGGUCCGUCAAUACGGAAACUUCUCCUUCACCAGGGUUUUUGAAGCUGGCCACGAGGUCCCUGCGUACCAGCCUGAAACAUCUUUGGAGAUCUUCCACCGUAUUAUGUUCAACAAGGACAUUGCAACUGGUAAAAUCGAUACUAUUAAGAAGGGCGACUACUCCACCAGCGGAAGCCCAACUACCUUCCAGGUGAAGAACCAGAUUCCUCCAGAGCCCGAGCCAACUUGUUAUGUCCUCUCCAUGGGCCGAAGUUGCACCAAGGACCAAAUCGAGGCUGUCAAGAAUGGAACUGCAGUGGUUGAGAACUACAUUGUGAAGAGCCCUACCGCUCCCAAGCAAGGCCCUCCACCAACCUCUCAGCCCUCUCCUCGCCCUCCCACAGGUGCUGGAUCCGUCAAUGGAGUUUCAGUCUCAAUGUUGGGACUGACUGCCAUCCUCGCUAUCACUACCUUCCUGUUGUAA